This is a messenger RNA of Arachis stenosperma, 931 nucleotides long. Its product is annotated as 60S ribosomal protein L17-2. The coding region runs from base 117 to 665 and encodes 182 amino acids. Gene Ontology annotation, cellular component: cytosolic large ribosomal subunit; ribosome. Lineage: Eukaryota; Viridiplantae; Streptophyta; Magnoliopsida; Fabales; Fabaceae. Gene Ontology annotation, biological process: cytoplasmic translation. The transcript has 7 exons. The record is from RefSeq and is a predicted model, not a curated record. Gene Ontology annotation, molecular function: structural constituent of ribosome.
CCGCUUCAAAUUACGACUCCAAUUUAUUUGAUUGAAAAAAAAAAAAGAACGAGAAUUUGGAAGAACUGCAACUCACCUCUCACUCUGCGGAAGGAGGAGAAGCCGCAGCCGCCGCAAUGGUGAAGUACUCCAGAGAACCCGAAAAUCCCACUAAGUCUUGCAAGGCUAGAGGCUCUGAUCUUAGGGUUCAUUUCAAGAAUACCAGGGAGACUGCCUUUGCAAUCAGGAAGCUGCCCCUUGUUAAGGCAAAGAGGUACCUGGAGGAUGUUCUGGCCCACAAACAGGCUAUUCCAUUCCGACGCUUCUGCGGUGGUGUUGGGAGGACUGCCCAGGCCAAGAACAGACAUUCCAAUGGACAAGGACGCUGGCCCGUGAAAUCAGCUAAAUUCAUUCUUGAUUUGCUCAAGAAUGCUGAGAGCAAUGCUGAGGUGAAAGGUUUGGAUGUGGAUGCUCUUUACAUUUCUCAUAUCCAGGUUAAUCAAGCACAGAAACAAAGGCGCCGCACCUACCGAGCUCACGGAAGAAUCAAUCCUUACAUGUCAUCACCAUGCCACAUAGAGUUGAUUUUAUCUGAGAAGGAAGAGCCUGUGAAGAAAGAGCCGGAGACCCAGCUGGCAACAAGCAAAAAGAAGUCUCAAGCUAUUCGUAGUGGUGCUUCAUCCUAAAUUGUUGUUGAAGCAGAUUGUCGAAAGUCCUAAGUUGUCAGUUUUGUUGCUCGUUAUUUGUCAUGGAUUUCUCUUGUAGAAGAAUGAACAGCACUUCUGCUUCACAUAGACGCUGUCAAGUUAAUUUUGAGAUUCUUGGAAAUUUUGUUUUGGAAAUGUACUAUUUGUUGGGUAUUACCUAGUGUCUUUAGUUAAGCAUUAAAAAUGGUUGAUCCAGGAUCUAUGAUUUUGUUCCUUUUCUAGCUUUUGCCUAAAGAAUUUUCAUA